AUGGAAGAAGCAAACUGUUCGAUAAGUGCUGUAGGAGAAGAAAAAGAAAUAUUAGAAACAAACGAAACCCUGCCGCACUAUAGCAGAGCCUACAUAAACGAUUACGAUUUAACCAAAAAGAGUGAAAAGGAAGACUUCGUCAAAGAGCUUGCGGCUAUGGCCAAGAACGUUGAGUUGAGUGAAGAAAUGGACAAUGAUAUAGUCGAAGAAAAAGAUUCAUCAGAGGAAGAUUUCACUAAAUUACCUACCUGUUUCGGUGGUAAUGCUCGACCAGCAAAAAAGCGCAAAAACUUUCUAAACUAUAGUUCACUCAACUUCGAAGAUUAUUGGAAGAACUCACAAACUUACCUCAUAUAUUCUUUGUGGAAAGAACUGUACGGACACACAAUCGUUGAUGAAGUGGCCAAGAAAAAACUAGACGAAGAUAUACGUUCUUGGAAUCCGGGAAAGAAUUAUCUUAUCAAUGCUCACAGAGAUAUAUUGCAAAACGAGUCGUACAAAAACAUUCUACUUGAUCAUGAAGAAAGCAAUAAUUUGAAAACGACGAAUGAGCUCUAUGAGUUUUUCGCUGAAAAGGUGAAAGCCCAAUCCGAAAAAGAUUUCAUGAAAGAAAAAUCUUCAGUUUUAGCGAAGAAAUGUAGAAAUUUCAUGAACAAGAUAGAGAAUAUGGGAUUCGUGAAAGAGGAAGACCUAAAACAAAAACCAACUGAAAAAGAACAACAAAAAAAGAAUAGAGAUGACGAUUCUGAGCCCGAAGUAGAACCCAUCAAAUCGCGAGCAUUGAAAGGCACUCGCUUCCCUGUGGUGUACGGAGAUAAUGAUAUUUUUGGUGAUGUUCAUGUAGAGUUUGAAGAACCAUCGUCAAGCCAACACUAUCGACCGUUCAAACGAUUAGAAGGAGAUGAGGAUGAUAAAGAUGUAACAGAAGAAGAAGAAGAUCAUAAAGAGACGAACGUUUCUGAAAUAAGGUUUAAGUACGAUCCUGAAACGGAACAUCACCUCCUCGCUAGUAAUGCGCAUGAAUAUUAUCAAACGGAUUCGGAAAUAAGAAAAUACUUUUAUCAAAGGUACAGACUGUUCUCUCGUUUAGAUCAUGGAAUACUAAUGGAUAGAGAAGGAUGGUUCUCUGUUACUCCUGAGAGAAUAGCAGCGCAUAUAGCAGAUCGCCUAGUCAUUCGCGAAAAUAUGAUUAUUGUUGAUGCUUUUGCAGGAGUGGGGGGAAACAGUAUACAGUUUGCUCUUAAAGGAGCCAGAGUUAUUGCUAUUGAUUUGGAUCCUAUUCGCCUCAAAUGCGCUAUUCAAAAUGCUAAGGUUUAUGGAGUUGAGGAUAGAAUAGAAUUCAUAUGCGCGGACUUUUUCCAUUUUGCUGCUCGAUUCACGAACAAAAAGGAGAACGACGUGCCUUUACAAGUUGACAGCGUUUUUUUGAGUCCUCCUUGGGGUGGGCCCAGCUAUCUGAAAAAGAAGGUCUUUGAUCUCGGUGAUGGUUUAACUCCUAACGGGUUUGAUAUUUUCACGGCAGCCCGGGCGAUGUCCCCGAAUAUUGCGUAUUUUCUUCCAAGAAACACUUGUAUAAAACAACUGAUAUCUCUCGCUGGUCCUGGAAACAAAUGUGAGAUCGAGCAAAGCUGCUUGAACAAGAAAGUCAAAACGCUAACAGCUUAUUAUGGCGAACUAGCUUGCACUGAAUGA
Molecule: messenger RNA, 1692 nt
Organism: Auanema sp. JU1783
Lineage: Eukaryota; Metazoa; Nematoda; Chromadorea; Rhabditida; Rhabditidae
Source: the annotation of a GenBank genome assembly